Tripterygium wilfordii is the source of this 442-nucleotide messenger RNA. RefSeq lists its product as uncharacterized. The record is from RefSeq and is a predicted model, not a curated record. Bases 90 to 374 code for a protein of 94 amino acids. Lineage: Eukaryota; Viridiplantae; Streptophyta; Magnoliopsida; Celastrales; Celastraceae. The transcript has a single exon.
CCCCACAGAUCCCAUCGAAAACACAAAACUUUCAUUUGCUAACAACAUCAUAACCCCAAAACCCACCAAGACCAGGAUCAAGAAUCACUAUGAGUUCGGCGAGGAAAGCUUGGGUUGUGGCGGCAAGUAUAGGAGCAGUGGAGGCACUCAAAGACCAAGGAAUCUGCAGAUGGAAUUACCCAAUAAGAUCUCUCCAUCAACAUGUCAAGAACAAUAUCAGAUCAUUUGCUCAGGCAAAGAUCCUAUCGCCUCCUACUUCAACUAUUGUUGCUAAUAAUGAGAUGAGAAGUUGUAAUAAAGUCAAGAAAUCAGCCGAAGUGCAUGGAAAAGUUGUUCAAUUGAGCUGUUGGGGGCCUAGUACAGUUAGGUUUUGAAGUGAUUACUGAUUAAAAAUGUAAUCCUCAUCAAAUUUUUGAAUAAUAUAUUAUUCAUUUUUCCACAA